Messenger RNA from Filobasidium floriforme, 788 nucleotides. Its product is annotated as mitochondrial outer membrane translocase complex, subunit Tom22. The coding region runs from base 160 to 588 and encodes 142 amino acids. The transcript has 4 exons. The record is from RefSeq and is a predicted model, not a curated record. Gene Ontology annotation, biological process: intracellular protein transport. Gene Ontology annotation, cellular component: mitochondrial outer membrane. Lineage: Eukaryota; Fungi; Basidiomycota; Tremellomycetes; Filobasidiales; Filobasidiaceae.
GCUGAUAUUCAUAAAGCGGGGGAGAGGGAGGUAAUACACGUCAUAGCUCAUGAUUCGACCUCACCACUACAUCCAGCCCAUUCCCCAAAUCGAGAUAUCACUGCAAAGCAAUCACAGUCAGGAUAUUUGCUGCAAGUAAUCGCUAAAACAAACUCUACAAUGGUCGCCGUCGAAGAAGUCAGGGAUUCUUCCCUCCCCCAAGAACACGAGUCUGACUACGAGACCGACUCGGACGUCCUCUCGGUCUCGGACGUUUCCGACGACGACGACAUUGCCAACGAGACGUACACGGACAGGUUGAUCGCACUCAAAGACAUCGUACCCCCCUCGACGAGGCUCGAGGCCGUGAGGAAAUGGCAACAGGCCACCUCGUGGGUGUCGACGGGUUCGCAGUGGGCUGGAAACGCCGUAUGGAUCAUCACCACGAGUGCGCUCUUGGUCGGUCUGCCUUUGGCGUUGGCGAUCGAGGACGAGGCUAGGAUCGUCGGUCAGGAGAAGGAGUUGCAGAUGCAGCAGAGUGGGCAGCAGUCGCUUUUGGGGGCUCCCCAGGCAGGCCAGCCAAGCGGUGUCGUUCCUCCCGGAUUCUAAGCUUGCAGGAUGUUGAAGAGAAAUGUGACCUAGACACGAUGACGAGCGAUGGCUGGAAGAUGGUUUACGAGUUCCCAAAUCCCCCUAUCAUUGUAUUUUUACCUCCAACGGCGGGACCUCGACUCCGCGUGGAUUGUCCAAGCAUGAAAGAUGAAAAUGAGCCCGGACGAGCUUGAACAAAGAUUAUAUUGAUGGAUAUA